AACUUACGUAACAAGUUGAUAGAACAACAGCUAUGAUUGGACCAAGAUAGAUGGCUAUGGCGGACAUCGACGAGAUAAGAUGAGCAAACAGGAAGCUGGCAAAAAUGAUGAUAUUAUGGACUGUUUAAACACGAUAAUGACAUGUUUUAUAAUUCCUUGAAUGGCUACACGAUCAAUAAUGAGAUAGAAUAUCUACCUAUGGAAAAUUUUACACGAUUUGAAAACCUCAGUGAUGAUGAUCAACAUGGAUCAUAUCAAAUGAGUGAAGAAAUGAAUGCAGUUAGCAGUGGYGAUGAGCAAAAUAUCUCAACAGAAGAGAGAGAGGCUGUCUCAAGAGCCUCCACAUACCUUGAUGAAAAAGUUGGAAUACCAAGAUGGGAAGAUGAUUAUUCAUUCAACUUCCGUCGUCUUUGGGCCUUCACUGGUCCAGGAUUUUUGAUGAGCAUUGCUUAUCUUGAUCCCGGUAACAUAGAGUCUGACCUACAGUCAGGGGCCACAGCUAAAUUCAAGCUGCUGUGGAUUCUGAUGGUUGCUACUCUUAUGGGAUUAUUCAUGCAGCGCCUUUCCUUGCGUCUUGGUACCGUUACAGGAAAACAUUUGGCUGAAAUGUGCAAUGAGAAAUAUCCUCGAAUACCUAGAAUAAUUCUAUGGGUGAUGGUUGAAAUUGCAAUCAUUGGCAGUGACAUGCAGGAAGUGAUUGGCACUGCUAUUGCCUUUAAUCUUUUAUCAAAUGGAAAGAUCCCUCUGUAUGGAGGAGUUCUUAUUACAAUCACUGAUACAUUCAUUUUUCUAUUCUUGGACAAGUAUGGGUUGAGAAAGCUAGAAGCAUUUUUUGGUUUCCUCAUAACUGUUAUGGCGAUAUCAUUUGGAUAUGAGUAUAUCCGUGUUAAACCAGACCAAUUGCAAGUUGUAAAAGGCCUUUUCAUUCCUAUGUGUAAGAACUGUGACCAUAAAGCAAUUUUACAAGCAGUUGGUAUUGUUGGUGCAGUUAUUAUGCCCCACAACAUGUAUCUACACUCAGCACUUGUCAAGUCAAGAGAUAUAGAUAGAAAAAAAGUGAUGGCAGUUAAAGAAGCCAAUAUGUAUUACUUCAUUGAAUCAGCAAUUGCCCUUUUUGUUUCUUUUAUAAUAAAUGUGUUUGUAGUCGCUGUCUUUGCAGAGGCAUUUUAUCAUCAGACAUAUGCUGAUGUGUAUAGCAAUUGCACUCAUCAUGGGAUUUCACAGAUUGAUAUCUUUAAUGCCACUCUCCAGGGCAAGAAGGAAGAUGACAUAAUAGAGGGAGAUCUGUAUAAAGGCGGUGUUUUUCUAGGGUGCAUGUUUGGUGCUCCUGCUCUUUAUAUUUGGGGAAUAGGAAUACUUGCUGCUGGUCAGAGCUCAACUAUGACAGGYACCUAUUCUGGCCAAUUUGCUAUGGAGGGCUUUCUCAACAUUUCCUGGGCUCGCUGGAAAAGGGUUUUAUUUACACGAUCUAUUGCCAUUGCUCCUACUUUGGCUGUAGCUUUCUUUGAAGGGGUAGAAGACUUGACUGGUAUGAAYGACUUUCUGAAUGUUCUACAAAGUUUACAGCUWCCAUUUGCUUUACUCCCUGUUUUACACUUUACAAGUCAAGUGGAGAUCAUGAAGACUUUCACUAAUGGCAUUGUGAUGCAAGUGAUUGCUUGGGCAGUAUCYGUUCUUGUUAUAGGAAUCAAUACAUACUUUGUAGUAUCAUACGUGGGCACCAUUCCUCAUAAUGCCGGACUCUACUUCCUUAUUGCUGUAAUAUUGCUGUGUUAUUUCUCUUUUGUGUCGUUUAUGGUAUAUCUUGCUCUUGGUUUUUCGUUCCUGGAUUUUGUACCUUGUUUGAGACGAAUUGAUUUGGAUUACACCAAACAUGAGAAUCAGGAGACAAGCGCCGAAUCAGAAAAUACAAUAGUAAAUAAUUUUGGUUAACCAAGCGACUGAUGUACAUGCAUCAAAUACUCGARUUUCAGGAGUUUCACUAAGUCAGAAUUAUUGCGUUCAGUUACUGAACCACUACUGAACUAUUGUAGCACUUUCAAACAGAAGGAUAAUGAACGGACAAUAAUAAAUCUAUUUUAUUAGAUACUGAAGUCCGAAAGAAAGGUCGCAAAUUACAAUCCUUUGAACAAYACCUCAAAUCAAAACCCUGUGACUAGUGAUUCAUGAUUCCAAUAAAACUAAUAUAGACAUGCUGUCUGGAAUGUUAUAAAAUAUUACCGCUAUGCUGAGUAUUUGGGGCAUUGUAGUCUUUGUAAAGAACUAUAAAUUUAUAAAGAAAUAAAAAUGCACUUUUCUAUGGAAA
Exaiptasia diaphana is the source of this 2305-nucleotide messenger RNA. RefSeq names its product natural resistance-associated macrophage protein 2. Gene Ontology annotation, molecular function: iron ion transmembrane transporter activity; cadmium ion transmembrane transporter activity; manganese ion transmembrane transporter activity. The record is from RefSeq and is a predicted model, not a curated record. Gene Ontology annotation, biological process: metal ion transport. Bases 142 to 1932 code for a protein of 596 amino acids. The transcript is spliced from 25 exons. Gene Ontology annotation, cellular component: membrane. NCBI's taxonomy places the organism in Eukaryota, Metazoa, Cnidaria, Anthozoa, Actiniaria, Aiptasiidae.